Messenger RNA from Biomphalaria glabrata, 3436 nucleotides. RefSeq lists its product as uncharacterized. The transcript has 6 exons. Gene Ontology annotation, molecular function: protein binding. Bases 385 to 1821 code for a protein of 478 amino acids. NCBI's taxonomy places the organism in Eukaryota, Metazoa, Mollusca, Gastropoda, Planorbidae. The record is from RefSeq and is a predicted model, not a curated record.
UUGUCGCGCGCCUCAUCCUCGUGACCCCUGACCUUGUGGCUCGUCAAUAAAGCACAUUAUACGCGGGGACUGGAUGGAUGAGUGACGACAACUUAAUGCCUACUCAAACGAGUCGAUGGUGUGUACCACACCAGUGACUGCAGUGUAGAGACAGGCACUAAUUGAUGCAAUAGAAUUAUCUACACUGCUAAAUGUCAGCCUCGAAGUCAUUUGCCCGCCGGAACUUGCUUUUCUUGGCUCAAACAACUUAACAGCUUCAUUUUGUUUUGUUUGUUUUCUCUCUCGGGCAAUGCACCUUCCUGUGAUGUUGGAUAUUGAAGAAACGAAUUUCUUGUAAAUAAGAUCAGUCUACUUUAACAGCAUCGUGACGUUAACUCUGCAAGAAUGUCCAGGGGUCCAACCAUGGCCAAACUGUGCCGGUUUGUCAAACUGAACGAUCGUUUUAACGCCCAGGUGUUUACAUUUCUUCUCCCAGGGCGAAUCUUACGAGAAUUUACACCUGAUAUUUAUUCUAAGGACUAUGUCUACGGAUACCAUCGCUGGAAAGUCAGUUUUGUCAGAACUGACAGGCACAUUGGCGCUUUUCUGAAAUUGCAGACGGCCUCCCAAGGCUUGAGAUGUCGUAUGGAUUUUUCUUUCACAGUUGUCAACAGGGACCACUUUACGAAAAACAUCAGCUUUAUAGAGAAAAGUUGUGAGUUUACACCAGACGCUAGCGUCUUUGGGAGGAAGACAUUUACGGAGAUUGACGAUCUCAUCAAACGAAACUUUCUCCAGGAGUCGGGCGACCUCCUCGUGGAGGUGGAGAUGAGAAACAUUCAGAGCAUCUACGAGUGCUUCCUCAGACUACCCAAAGAAGGAAGCACCAACAGCAGUAGCUCCAAGCACGGCUACGGGGAUCGGAUGGAGUCCACGUACUUCAUGUUUGGCCUGUCCGAUUGGAGCAUCUCUUUAUUCCCGGACAACAGUGUCGCCGAAGCAGAUGGGAGCGUGGAGGUUCAGCUGCAGAGGCAUACCAGCUUCGACCAUCUGUGUUACGUCCGCUACAGGAUCAUCCUGGGCGAUGAGGGCACCUUCGACUCCGGGGACCUCGAGCAGGUGCUGGACGCCUCCGGCCAAGGAGAGCCGUUCACCAUAGGGGCGUCGGUACACCGGCUUUCCAGGGGCAGGUCCACCCUGAGGGUCAAAGUGGAGAUGAUCUCGGUGGUGUCCGUGAGUGAGGUCUACCUGAACGUCUUCAACAGGGGCGGGUCCAAGCAGGUGGGAGCCCACUGCUACGACCGCGACAAGCAGGCGUGGAUGAUGGAGGCAGACACAACGGGAAAGUACUUGACGCUCAGACUCUACUACACCGACAUCUCGCACGUGCCGAGAAAAUUUUCCCGCUACGUUGGUUGGAAUAUACGGAUGGUUUCCAAGGCAACGAACUCGCGGCCCCGGCGGACGCUGGACGGGCCAUACAGCAAGUAUUAUGUACAACAGGAAGUAGACGAAGGUUCUGUCAUACGGACGGACAUAUCGUUGGAAGAGUUGAAAAAUCCAGACUGUCCAUUUCUUGAACUGGAUGAUCACAAACUGACUGUUCAUAUCGAGUGGAUGGACUCUCAUCUCCUGGCUUGCCCAAACUACACAAAUAUUGAUGACGUAACCAGGCUACACAAACAUCAAAUGUCACGAGAGAUUCUAGCUCUUCAAGCAGAAAACUACGCUCUGGAGAAACAGCUUCACAGUUACCAACAAUCAUUAGCCAAGAACAACGCGAAAGACGGAGGGAAGGGCGCCAAUAGAGCGAACAGCUACGAUGGAGCUAGCAGACUGUGACCAUUAGCUUUUGGAUAGUCUUUUUUAAAAAAUAUAUAUACUAAAUAUUUGCACUUACUAUUAUGCAGAUUAUUGUUUUAAAAUAUCAGAACUGUACAAAUGAUUUGUAUCAUAAAUGAACACGUUUGUUUUUUAAUUUAACUGUACAGUGUGGCGGAGGCGUGCUAGAUCUAGAUAGGCCUGUGUCAGAAGCAGAACAAAUCUGGUUAUUAUUGGUUAUAGCUCGCAAGCAACCAACAAUAAAUCUGUUUGCAUUUUGGACGUACAUCUAAGCAGCGCAUACAGUCUUCCUCUUUACCCCUAACUUUGAAACCAGAUUCUCUCACCCUAAGUAGACCUAUUAACUCAUUCCUUACCGGCUGGGCAAACUUAGAAUUCCGAGAAGACACUUCUAGAAUGUCCAAAGUGCUCGAUUGGGCUGGACAAAAUGGACUGGAUGGGCUAGCCAUUUGUCAAAGAUGUCAGAAAGUCGAAUAGGCCAACCAUUAUCUUUGGGUAAGCGGAUUAGUCGCUAAAAGAAACUAAAAAUGCUUUCUUAGCCAUGGACGUAUUCUAAAUUAAAAAAACAGCAACAAUGAAUGCGGAAAAAAAAGUGUUUCAGCGUAAUCGACCUAUAGAAUUAUUAGUUUUUUUAAAGGAAUUCUUCUUCAUUGUCUGUUCAAUUAGGCCUACAAUAACACUAUUAAAGGCCUAUAUAAACUCUUACAUUAAGUCAUAACCUAUUUUUCAAGUCAUUGAGCAUGAAGAUAAAACUUUUUGCCUAUAGGCCUUUUUUAUUUUAAAAACAGGUCGUGUAACAAAUUAUUAGUUCAUGACAAAAAGUGUAAGAAUGUCCCUGGUGCGGUUUAGGAGGAUUUUCCAAUUGUGUUUUCUAUGUCAUGCUUUCAGCCCGUUAGAACGGAUGUUGAUGCAAUAGUGAUAUGUUGUUUUUUUUUAACUCAGACUGCAAUGUAAACUAAUGGUUUGAAUGUCUAAUUGUCCAGUUCAAAGAUUUUUAAUAGGAUACAUUUAAAAAUAAAAUAAUUAGGCCAAAAAUUGAUGCAUUUAUUGAUCUCAAGCUAAUCAACUUUGGGGGGAAAAAUGCAGACCUAUUUAUAUGACGAAUUUUAAUUACGUCCUACUAACUACGAGUCCACAAGAUCACAAGAAAAAUGGUUGAAUCAAAAGACUGGUUGGUAGUUUACAAAUUUUUUUGUUUAAUUUAUAGCCCAACAAAGAAUGAAUGCUUGUGAGAACUUAGAUGAGUAGCAACAUUGAAACAAGAAGAUCUCAUUUUCCAUCACACCUAGAAAUGGAAUGUUAUAAUUUAGCUCCCAAUACAUGGGAAAAGUUAGAUAUUUCAAUGGAAAGCAACUCCUAUUAAAUUUUUCUUUUUAUGUAUUUUCCCAUAAUGCUAAAUACAUUCAUUGAUUCUUAACUUGAAUGGCUAUAUUGACUAGUUCACUGUAUGUGUGUGUGAUAAGUGAAUCCUCUGUGAUGUAAACAAUGUCUUCUUGAUCUUUUGAAUGUGAUAUUCACCCAGUUUCUUGUAUAUCAAACCUUAAGUCAUAGAAUAGUUUGUUUUAUAUGAUAGUAUGUUUUCAUAAUUUCAAUAAAAGAAUUUAUACAAAUCUUA